GAAGAAAAGUGGCUGAAUUGUCUGGUUCUUCGAAAUCGAACGAGAAAAUCGAUCCUUGUCCAUUUAACCGCCCUCUUCGUUUUUUCUUUGCCCGAACCAACCCUUCUCUCGAGAUCUCAUCCACAAGACCGCUCACCGAUGAGCUUCCACGAGAGCAGCGGCGGCGAGGAGGUUGGCCGGACCUCCUCCGACCUCCGCAAACCCUUUCUUCAUACCGGGAGUUGGUACCGGAUGGGCGGUAUGGGCUCUCGCCAGUCAAGCUUGAUGGAUAAGCUCGGCUCCUCCGCCUCCGUCAUCAGAGACUCUUCCGUCUCCGUCGUGCUCUGCACUCUCAUCGUCGCCCUUGGCCCUAUUCAAUUUGGAUUCACCGGUGGCUACUCGUCCCCCACACAGGAUGAUAUCAUCCGUGAUCUCGAUCUCACGCUCUCUGAGUUCUCGCUUUUUGGGUCGUUGUCGAAUGUUGGGGCCAUGGUGGGAGCGAUCGCCAGCGGGCAGAUAGCGGAGUACAUUGGGCGGAAAGGGUCUUUGAUGAUCGCCUCUAUUCCAAACAUUAUUGGCUGGCUUGCGAUAUCCUUUGCAAAAGACUCUUCGUUUUUGUAUAUGGGACGGUUGCUGGAAGGAUUCGGUGUGGGCGUGAUCUCUUAUACGGUCCCUGUGUACAUAGCAGAGAUUGCUCCUCAAAAUAUGAGGGGAGCACUUGGUUCUGUGAAUCAGCUUUCUGUGACAAUUGGAAUAUUGCUUUCUUAUCUCUUGGGCUUGUUUGUGCAAUGGAGAGUGCUUGCUGUUCUAGGGAUUUUGCCGUGCACAAUUCUGAUACCUGGCCUCUUCUUUAUCCCAGAAUCACCAAGGUGGCUGGCUAAAAUGGGUAUGACGGAGGACUUUGAAACUUCCUUGCAAGUUUUGAGGGGUUUUGAUACUGAUAUUACAGUAGAAGUGAACGAGAUUAAGAGAUCACUGGCAUCAUCCAGUAGAAGGACUACUAUUAGGUUCUCAGACCUUAAACAGAGAAGAUAUAAACUCCCUCUUAUGAUAGGAAUUGGUUUACUUGUGUUACAACAGUUAAGUGGGAUCAAUGGCAUUUUAUUUUAUGCAAGCAGUAUUUUCAAAACUGCUGGGAUAUCAUCAAGUAACAUGGCCACAGUUGGUGUGGGAGUUAUUCAGAUCAUAGCCACUGGCGUAACAACUUGGUUGCUUGAUCGAGCUGGACGUCGACUUCUCCUUAUAAUUUCAUCGGCUGGAAUGACAGGGAGCCUUCUUCUUGUCUCAGUCUCAUUUUUUCUGAAGGGUAUUAUUUCUGAAGAUUCCAAAUUCUAUGGUACUCUAAGCAUUGUUCCAGCUGUUGGUCUUGUGGCUUUUGUCAUUGCCUUCUCUCUCGGAUUAGGAGCGAUUCCAUGGCUUAUAAUGUCUGAGAUACUUCCUCCAAACAUUAAGGGCCUUGCUGGUAGUGUGGCAACUCUAGCCAAUUGGUUUACAUCAUGGGGAAUCACAAUGACUGCAAACCUGCUUUUGAGCUGGAGCAGUGGAGGAACUUUCGCCAUUUAUACAGUUGUGAGUGCUUUCACUCUAGUAUUUGUGAUCAUAUGGGUGCCUGAGACCAAGGGAAGAACCCUAGAGGAAAUCCAAUGGUCCUUCAGAUGAGUUGUCUUUGAAAUCAAUCUUUUUCAACUUAAACGCACGACCACGAUGAUCAGGCUGACUGAUAUGAGAUCAUAUCAUCAAUUGGGAGUGUGAUUUAAGCAGAUAACUUAUGAAGCUUCAUGGUUUCUUGUUGUGUCAUUUCACCUGUUAUUAUAAUUGUAUGUAUUCUUUUUGUAUUCAUAAAUGCUAUUUGACCAUUCUCUAUUGCUAUAAGUAAUUAUCAAAACUAUUGUAAAAUUUGUUUGAACAGGAUCCUGAGGAGUCUUGGUAAUAAUUUUUUUUAUUCAA
Molecule: messenger RNA, 1926 nt
Organism: Dioscorea cayenensis subsp. rotundata (Guinea yam)
Lineage: Eukaryota; Viridiplantae; Streptophyta; Magnoliopsida; Dioscoreales; Dioscoreaceae
Product: sugar transporter ERD6-like 4
Exons: 17
Coding region: 139-1638 (499 amino acids)
Biological process (GO): carbohydrate transport; transmembrane transport
Cellular component (GO): membrane
Molecular function (GO): sugar transmembrane transporter activity
Source: RefSeq, a predicted model, not a curated record